Penicillium angulare is the source of this 780-nucleotide messenger RNA. RefSeq lists its product as uncharacterized. The record is from RefSeq and is a predicted model, not a curated record. Bases 1 to 780 code for a protein of 259 amino acids. NCBI's taxonomy places the organism in Eukaryota, Fungi, Ascomycota, Eurotiomycetes, Eurotiales, Aspergillaceae. Gene Ontology annotation, molecular function: IgE binding. The transcript has a single exon. Gene Ontology annotation, cellular component: extracellular region.
AUGCACACCGCCAGACUCCUCGCUGUCGCUCUCCUGAGCAUCAUCGUACCCACGCCGGUUUGGGCCGAUGGAAGCUCAGGAAACAGUUUUUCACAAGAAGCCCAUGGAAGAAAGAUAUCCGGGUGUCAAGGGUACGCCUCUGCAGGUUUUGGUCAGCGCACGCUCCCAAUCGGUAGCGGCGACAACUAUCGGGGGAAUGUUGGCAUCCCGUAUGGCAGCAACAUCAUCGAGAUCCCUGCACACGCUGCAGAUGACUACAGACAUGUGGUUCAGUUCAAUGGAGUCCCCGGCGACUCUUGGACAGUGGUUAUUUGGAACAAAUACGGACCAGACGGGGUGAUGAACGGAUGGUUUGGUAACGCCUGUCAUGACUUCCACCUCACAGGCAGCCAAACUCGCUUCUUUGCGUUCGAUGGCGACUCGCAAGGUGGAUGGGCAGCUGCGCGCGGGUCUCACAUCCCAUUGGACACUAACGGGGGUUACGCAACCACCUGGGGAGAGUUUGAUUUUGGCUCGCGCAUCAAUCUUGGGUGGAGUGGAUUUGAUGUCUCUGCAAUUGCUGCUCAGAGCGCCCAGUUGGACGUUCAGGGAAUGAAGAUUUGUGAUGCAGUGACAGGAGUUUGCUCCAGUGUCAGCAAAAGCGCGGCUCGGAUUGAAAAUGCCUACACAUUCGCGACUAGAUAUGAGAAUGGCAUCGGCGGUAACCUUGCGCCUGGUCCAGUGCGAUUGCAAGUUUGGAUUGACUAUGUUGAUAGGGACACGCGAGAUGAGAUUCAUUGA